This is a messenger RNA of Hyposmocoma kahamanoa, 1761 nucleotides long. RefSeq lists its product as uncharacterized. The transcript has 4 exons. The record is from RefSeq and is a predicted model, not a curated record. Lineage: Eukaryota; Metazoa; Arthropoda; Insecta; Lepidoptera; Cosmopterigidae. The coding region runs from base 75 to 1442 and encodes 455 amino acids.
UCAAGCGCUUCUUCCUCCGUUCAGGAGAUAUAGCCCCUGCGCACACUUACCCACAAGUAUUUGUAUACUUACAUAUGACUAGGAAAACUCUGAAAAGUGCUAUUUUGGUGCGAAUAAAAAUGCCAUGUUUAAGUACCUAUCCCUCAAAUACGCUUAAAUGCACAAUGUCUGACGACUCCUACACAACUCUUGUUUAUGAAUGUCCUGCAUUGACCAAUGAGAGACUUUCCGAUGCUCUCACCAAGUGGUUUGGAGAAAAUGUCACCUUCACCCAUUGGGAGAACAUCGGCGGAUUAGGAAAGGGCAAUUUCUACAUAAGCGAGUUAAUGCAAAUAAUAGUAUAUGGGAAGAAUCAAAAUGGUGAAUCCAAGUCCGUCGACGUUAUGGUUAGAAACAUUCCCAAGAGCAUUGCAAGUCGUCUCACGUUUAGAAGUAAUGAAUUCUUCAGAAACGAAAUUAAUUUCUAUGAAAUUGUUCUACCUGCUUUACUAAAAUUCCAAGCGAGUAAAAACGUCACUGAACCUUUUACGAACUACGUGAAAUUGUUCUUCAGCUACUCCGAUGGUACAAACGAUGUUUUAUGCCUUGAAGAUGCAGGUAUGUUGGGUUUCGUAAACCCAACAAGAGACGAACCUAUAGACAUUGAACAUUGCAGACUAACUUUCAAAACCUUAGCACAAUUUCAUGCUAUAUCCAUUGCAAUGAAAGAACAGAAACCUCAAGAGUUUGAUGCACUAAGAAAUGCUAUAUUUGAAACCUACUUUGAUGAUAGACUGUGGGAUUGGUAUGAACGUUUUUGGGAAAUGAUAUUUGCAGUAGCUAUUGAUGCUGUUGAGAAAGAAUAUCCAAACACUCAUUACGUAGAAGUAAUACGAGAAUUGUCUGAUAAAAAGCACUACAAGGACAUGGUCAAAGCGACAAAAACGUAUAAGACCGGUGUCAUUUCACAAGGUGAUCGUUGGACAAGUAAUUUUCUUUAUGAUUACGAAAAUUGUGAACUAGUAGAUUCGAAGUUGCUUGAUUUUCAAGCAAGUCGGUGUGCGAGCCCUGUAUUAGAUAUUUCAUGUGUUAUUUAUUCUUACAUGACUCAAGAAUUUAGAUUGAAACAUUAUGACGACUUACUGAAGUAUUACUACGAAGUAUUAGCCCGUCAAGUUAAGGAGAUGGGAACUGAUCCAGAGAAAGUAUAUUCUUUGGAAACGUUUAUGGAUGAAGUCAAGAAGUUUUCUUAUUUUGGACUAAUUUACAGUUUUGAGGGGAUGCCCGCUAUCCUUUUGGAAUGUACUGAUGAUGCUUUCGAAAUGGAUGUAGAGGGUGACCAAAAAAUGAACAUUGCGGACGUAUGGAAAGUAAAACCGUUCACAACAAAAGAGGACAGGCUGCGUGUGGCCAAUAAUUUGGUAUUUGGUGUUGACAGGGGAUACGUACCUAUAAGUAAUUAACGUACAUAAAUUUUAUGCUAGCAACACGUGGAACAGCUACCGUUGCAUAGCGCGGCCGGUGCAGGAAUUUCGCCAUAGUGUACGUUCAUUUACUUCUAUUUCAUAUUGUGUCAGGUGUCAAGCCCUCUAAUGAAUGUAAUUUCUUGUAAAGUGAGUGCUCUAAUCCGACAGAAAAUCGGCAUGUGGGGUUCUCUAUGGGUAUGUAUCUACCAUGGCGGACUGCCAUGCAGAGAUCCUGGGUUCGAUUCCCAGGCCAGGGGAAAUAUGUGUAUGGCCUACAUUUAUUUCUCUCGUGAGUUUGGGUGUAAUUUGUGGUUGU